CUGACACUGCUUGGCCAACCUCCCUACUUGUCUCUGGGUUUGGCUUGCACUUUCUUCUCAGGUCUCUCUCCUCCAAGGAAGAAAAAGCCUAUAGGAAUUAUGGAAGGAUACCACAUACUAGAAGAAAUAUGAAGCAGCAGCUUUGAAUCUUGAACAAGGGAAAUUGGCUACCCCAACGCAACUCAGCUUAACUCAGCCUCACUGAACUGAUCCAACACUCCCCAGGCUUGCUAUAGCUCUCUAAUCCUUAGAAUCUUCUUCAAUUCCAGCUAGAAUGCUGUGUCAGGCAUUUCACAGAUUUGGCCAAAAGCUGGUAUGCAGACGUCCACUGGAGGAAGAAGUAUUUGAGAUUUCCUUUGAAAGAAGCCUGAGCACUCUGGAUUUAGUGGCCCUGGGUGUGGGCCGCACAAUAGGUGCAGGUGUGUACAUCCUGGCUUGUGAGAUGAUCAGCAAUCAAGCAGGACCAACCAUCGUGAUCUGCUUUUUGGUGGCUGGCUUAUCUUUUGUGUUGACUGGGCUGUGCUAUGCUGAGAUUAGUGCCUGGGUUCCCCAUUCUAGCUCCUCAUAUCUCUACACCUAUGUCAUUAUUGGACUCUGGGCUUUCAUCACUGGCUGGAACCUCAUCCUGUCCUUUAUUGCUGAUACAGUCAUUUAUACCAUGACCUGGGUCUUAACCUUUGAAAACCUGCUUGGGAACCAGAUGUCUCAGACCCUGCGUGAAAGCAUCUCUCAGCAUGUUCCUCAAGUCCUUGCAGACAAUCUAGGCUACUUUGCUGUGGUCCUUCUGUUGUUACUUAGAGAAAUUGAAUAUAUGAAUUUUUAUGAGUUAUUUGCCCUUUCCAAAGUGUUCACAUUGGUGAAAAUUUUGGUUCUCAGUUUUGUCAUCAUCUCUGGCUUCAUUAAGGGGGACCUGCACAACUGGCAGCUCACAGAAGAGGACUACAUAAAGGCUGGACUCAAUGACACUUCUAAGUUGGGCCCUCUGGGCUCUGGAGGAUUUGUGCCUUUUGGCUUCCAGGGGAUUCUCCGUGGAGCAGCUACUUGUUUCUAUACAUUUAUAGGUUUCAGUAUUAUUGUUACCAGAGUGAAAGACGUCCAGAAUCCCCAGCGUUCUAUCCCCAUGGGCAUUGUGAUUUCACUGUUCAUCUGCUUUGUGGUAUAUUUUGGUGUCUUUUCUGUACUUACACUUACGGUGCCUUACUACAAGCUUCAACCUGGGACCACCUUGCCUGAGGCAUUUCUCCAUAUUGGCUGGGCCCCUGCCUACUAUGUUGUAGGUUUUGGAUUUUUCUGUAGUGUUUGUGGCAUUUUCAUGGGCUUUAUGACCCCCAUACAGUGGGUGAUAUGCAUGAUGGCAGAAGAUGGCCUCCUGUUUCCUGUCUUGACCAGGAUCUAUACCAGUGUAUACCCCCGAUUCAUGGCCACUGUGGUAUUUACGAUUAUUGCAGCAAUCACGAUAUUCUUCUUUGGAAUCACUGAUCUUGUGGACCUCAGGUCAAUUAGGACACUGGUAUCUUAUUCUCUGGUUGCUUUUUGUGUUCUCAUCAUCAGGUAUCAACCUGAUAGGAGGAAUGGGGGACAUGAAGCAGAGGUGCAGCAACAGAAUAUAUCUGCAGCAGAGAGGCUGACUCUACAGGGACUACUUUUUCCAGGCAGCUUUCCCACCCCCACUCCACUCUCUGGCCGGGUUGUCUAUGUUUGCUCCUCACUGCUUGCUCUGCUGCUCACUCUUCUUUGCCUGGUGCUGGCCCACUGGCCAGUUCUGCUUUCUGGAAACCUAGCGUGGAUUUCAGUGGUUGUGCUCCUCCUGGUGCUCAUCACUGGGAUCACUGGGGUAAUCUGGAGACAGCCGCAGAGCUCCAGUCCCCUUCAUUUUAAGGUCCCUGCUGUGCCUCUCUUCCCACUACUGAGCAUCUUCAUGAAUGUUUACCUUAUGAUGCAGAUGACAGCUGGCACCUGGGCCCGAUUUGGUGUCUGGACUCUGAUUGGGUUUGCUAUCUACUUUGCCUAUGGAGUUCAGCACAACCUGGUCACUAACCCCACUUAAGUUAGGGCCCAAACUGUAGAACUUGAACUCAGCAGUGCCAGUACAUAUUUGUUUGAAAUCAUCACACCUGAAUGCAGUAAGUUUUCCCUGCACAGUAAUGGAAUUUACUCCUGAGUUCAUGGAAAGCUAGGCCUCCCAUGGGAUGUUGGUGGGGAAACACUAAAAGAGCUGUGUAUUUAUGGUGAAGUGAAGGAUAUGUGUUUGCUCCCCCCCCCUUUUGUUACUUGUCUCCUUUUCAGUUGUGUCAUUAGCUGCUUUCUGACUUUAAAAAAUUAUUUUUUAAAAGAAAGUUGUAAAAUGUUUUCCUUUUCUUCAUUAAAUAUCUACUAGUAGCUAGGAGGUAGGGAAUGCCCGGCUGGUUCAGUCAGUAUAGCUGACUCUUGAUCUCAGUGUGGUGAGUGUGAGCCCAUUUUGCAUGUAGAGAUCAUUUAAGAAAAUAUCCAGUAACAGAAUUACUGGAUCAUGUGGUAAUUCCUUUUUUAAACUUUUUGAGGAACCUCCAUACUGUUUUCCUUAGUGGCUG
Leopardus geoffroyi (Geoffroy's cat) is the source of this 2570-nucleotide messenger RNA. Its product is annotated as cationic amino acid transporter 3-like. NCBI's taxonomy places the organism in Eukaryota, Metazoa, Chordata, Mammalia, Carnivora, Felidae. Gene Ontology annotation, biological process: transmembrane transport; amino acid transport. The record is from RefSeq and is a predicted model, not a curated record. Gene Ontology annotation, cellular component: plasma membrane. Gene Ontology annotation, molecular function: amino acid transmembrane transporter activity.